Eptesicus fuscus (big brown bat) is the source of this 3893-nucleotide messenger RNA. It is a transcript of the gene GPRASP3, whose product is annotated as G protein-coupled receptor associated sorting protein family member 3. The record is from RefSeq and is a predicted model, not a curated record. NCBI's taxonomy places the organism in Eukaryota, Metazoa, Chordata, Mammalia, Chiroptera, Vespertilionidae. The transcript has 4 exons. The coding region runs from base 493 to 2127 and encodes 544 amino acids.
CUUGCAGAGGAGAUAGGAACGCAGAAGGUUUAUUCCUUUAUCUGUUCCUGUAGAAAUCUGUAUGUAGCUGUUGACUUUGAAUUUAAUUAAGAAAGAAGACCAAAAUUGUUCAUUUGGAUCCAAGGUCUGCCUGUGAUUUCAGCUGUAGGGCUUAUCAACACUGGAAGCAAUCAAGAAAGGAAGAUCAGUGCAGGUCCAUCUCCAGCGGUGACUGUGGUGGCCUUGGUGUGGUGGAAGAUAUUCACUUUCAGCAAGUCUACACUCAGGAACCAUCAUCUUCCCUCAGUCUGAGUGCCUCUGCCCUCUGUCUGUAUCAUUGACAGAAGUUUUGUGUCCAGAAAGGGGACUGUGUGACUGCUGAACUGACAAUUGACUCUAAUUCUUGCUACAAAGUUUGUCUCUGAUCCCGUGAAAGUGUCAAAAUAGUGACCUCAGACUCGUUGAGAACCAAGGCCAAGACUAUAGGGCUAUCCAUACAACUGGGCUUUAACCAUGGGUGGGAAAAGAAACAAGGGCAAAACUGCAAAAAGGGCUGGUGUAGAAGCUAAAACAAAGAGGGAAGCUACUGGCGUAGGCAGACCUGUAGCCAAGACCCAGGCCAAAGCAAUGGCCAAGCCAGAGUUUCAGGCAAAUGCAGUGGCAGAGGUGAAGGCAGUGUCUAAGAAGAAGAUUGUUAGUGAAAGGAAAGAAAGAGCCCCAGCAAAUUUCAGUCCCAAAGUUGAAGAUGAGGCCACUCAAGUGUCUCGGUGUCGUUCUGUGGUUAAGGCCAGUGCUAAGACCAAGUCCAUGUGUAAAGAUAAGGCUGGUAUUGAUACCUGUGCUGGGGAAGAGACCAGUGUGGGUUCUAGGUUCUGGAAUGGAGAAGAGACUAAUAAUAGUUCCAGUGCCAAGGAUGAAGGUAAAGCUGAUAGUGGUCCCCCAUCCUGUGCUGAGAAGUUGAAGCCUGUGGCCAGCACUAGCUAUAAAGCUAGGUCAGGGGCUGAAGAGGAGGAGGAAGAGAAUGUUAUUGGGAACUGGUUUUGGGAUGGAGAUGAAACUAGUUUUGACCCUAAUCCUAAACCUGUGAGCAGAAUAGUUAAGCCCCAGCCUGUGGAUGAAAUUAAUGAAAAAGAUAGGCCCAAGGACUGGUCUGAGGUAACUAUCUGGCCCAAUGCCCCUGCUGUAACUCCAGCAGUGUUAGGAUUUAGAUCUCAAGUCACACCUGAGACAAGGUCUCCUUCAUAUAUUGUCCUGGGCUCAUCUGAGGAAAAUGCUCAUGCGGUGCCUGAGGAAACAGAGGGCUCUUCUAAGAGCAUAGUCUCAUGCGCAGAGUCUCUCCCGGAGCACCCGUUUGGUUCUGACCCUUGCAUGCAGACUAUAGAGGAGAUUAGACGCCAAAUCAAGAUCAGGGAGAUGAAUGGGAUUAAGCCAUUUGCUUGUCCUUGCAAAAUGGAAUGUUACAUGAAUUCUGAGGAAUUUGAAAAACUUGUUGCCUUACUUGAGUCAACUACUGAUCCUCUCAUUCAUAAAGUAGCUCAAAUUGCAAUGGGGGUCAUUAAGGUUCAUCCAUUUGCCCAAGAUUUCAUUAAUGAGGUCGGUGUAGUGACACUUAUUGAAAGCUUGCUUAGUUUUCCUUCCUCUGAAAUGAGAAAAAAUGCUGUAAUUACACUGAAUAAUCCUUCUGGGGAUGAAAGACACCGCAGGAUUGAAUUACAUGUUAAACAUAUGUGUAAGGAAACCAUGUGUUUUCCCUUGAACUCACCCGGACAGCAAUCUGGCUUAAAAAUACUGGGGCAACUGACUACCGAUAUUAACCGUCACCAUAUUGUUGGCUGCUAUCUUUCAGAUCUUUUUUAUUUGAUUUCCCAGGGAAAUCGUAAAACCAGAAAUCUUGCUUUGAAGGUACUUUUGAAUAUGUCUGAAAACCCAGUUGCAGCCAGAGACAUGAUCAAUAUAAGGUCAUUGGCAGCGUUAAAACUAGUCUUUAACCAGAAAGAAGCAAAAGCCAAUCUCGUUAGUACUGUGGCCAUAUUUAUUAACAUAAAGGAGCAUAUCAGAAAGGGAUCAAUUGUAGUUGUCGAUCACUCUAGUUACUGUACACUCAUGGACAUUUUCCGUGAAGUUAAAGCGAUUAUUGAAACACUGUAAAAUGAACCAGAAAUAGAACACAGAAUAAUCUCCAAAUUCUGAUAGGCUGUCUGUUCUCAAAGAGCCUUGCAUAAUAUUUUGUUUGUUAUAGUGUGCACAUUAUAAAUGACAUCUUGAACACUUGUGGUAGUCUCUAGGUUUGAGCUAGACCAUUUUUGGGGUAUCAAGUAUUAUUACAUUGUGAGUUGAAAAUGUUGAUUUUUAUCUUGUGUAGAUGGGGCACUUUUCAACGUUUUACUUAAUAAAUUAGUGAACCAGUUCAUCCUAAGUAAGCUAACUUGUUCAUUAGUAUCUGCUUAGAUCCAUUUGUGGCUUCAAAUGGCAAAAAAAUAGCCUUAAUUUAUAAUCUAGUUGCAGAAGUAAGGCAUAUACACACCAAAAGAUAACUAACAGAUCAUACAUGCAUUUGCACAUUCAUUGUGAAAUGUACACUCUCAACAUAAAGGAGGUAGGUGUGUCUAUAAGUUGUUUAAUAUAAGAAUUCAUUUUCCUCCUAUUCUGCCUACAUCAUAUAGCAUAUUCUACAACCUAGAAAUGGCCCUGAAUCCUAAUUAAAUGUAAGAUUCACUUUUAAAUGCCACUACUACAUUUAUAACUCAUUGUUAGGCUAUUUCAUUUGUUGAGGUCAUUUCACAGAAGAGAAAGGAGGUAGGUAUAAGGAGGAAACAUUUGCUAAAUACCUGCUCUUAUGUCAGAAAAUGUGUUGGCACUAUACAGUUUUUUCCCCUCUUUUGGCAAUGGUCCUGUGAGUCUAGGUACUGGUAGUUAUUUCUUUUUUGUAUGACUCAUUGUAGAUUACUGCCAAUGAGAAUUGGGGAGGUUAAAUACUUUUUUCCUAGAUUCCCAUAGAGGCAGGUGGCAUAGCUGUUCUAUUAAAAACAAACAAACAUUUACUAUGCUACUUUACAGUCAUCUCACUUUUUUAGAUGGUGGCAUUGAAGGCUCAGAGACUGGUUUUAAUGAUUCAUUUUGCUGUAGAUAAUGCCCCUGCCAGUUUUGCAAUUCUUUACUUCCUCCAAAUGCACAUGUCCAUUAGGCAUUUGGGUUCUGGAGAAAAGUCUGGGAUGAGUGUAUGGAUAUGAACUGGCAGCGCCUGGAAAGUAGUAGGUACCCAAAACUAUUGAAUAACAUGUAAAUUUGGAGUCAUUAGCAAGUAAAAUUUGCUAUAUCCUUAUCUUUUUCAACCUGAUUAUAUUUUUUUGUCAAGAGAAUGACUCAUUCUGUACAUUGUUUCAUACAUUACAUUUUAAAAAUACUGCUUCCUCCUUGCAAAAUCAUAGCUUAAUUUUUUAUGAUUUUUUUCUAUUUCAUAUGUGUCAUGAAAUGUCAAAAGGAUCCAUCAUUUACUAGUAGUCUAGUCUACAUUCUGCAUUUGUACCAGCUAAAACUACAGGAUAGACUUAAUCGGAGAAAUUUAGACCCAGAACUGCAGCUUUCUCAACACAGAACAGGAAAGCUAGGAGAGAAGCUGCUGUCUCAACUGACAUAACAGUGAUUCCUGGAAGUCUUCAUGGUUCAGAAAGCAUCCCCAGGACUUUUGGACUGUGGCUGUGUUCUCUACAGUUCAUGGUAGGAACUACAACCCCUGAUCUGAGUUGAAGAGAAUGUCCCAGUGUGCAAAAAUAGUAGGUUAUAUGCUUUGAAAUUUUUAAACAAGAAACUAACACAAGAUCAUACUGUAAAUUUAUGUUUAUAACUUGCUUUCCCCCCACUAUCUGUAUAUUGUGAAUAUCUUUGCAUGUCAAUAAAUGUGUUACUGCAGCAUA